AUGAAGGUCAAAAGCUACACGCCCUCGUGGCUUUCGAAGGGCUCCCCUGGCCACAGCCUAUUCUCGCCCUCGGCCGACGCGUCUCGGACUUCCAUUUCCUCUCCCUACACUGCCAAGACGAAGAAGAAGAAGGCGCCAAACGGGCCCAGGCGUACAAUCGCCCGUCGAGGUACCGAGAUCUUUGUAGCGAAUGGUAGGGAAAUUCGAUGGGGUGACCUUGUCUACCUUAAGGAGAAGCAUGCGCAAAACAGGGCGAGCUUCCGCAUCAAGCGGGAAAGCUCGGGUGCCAAUGGGAAUGCGCCCGAGGACGACGUCGAGAAUCGUGCCGCCGGAUACCGGAUCCUGAAAACCCCGGUUGCAGAUGACAUUAGGCAACUCAUCAUAUCGCCGAACGAAAGCCUCCUAGCAAUUCUAACCUCGCAUACCGUUCACAUUUGCCUCAUCCCAGACCCCAGUCACCUCACGAGCGAAGAUACCGAACCGAUUCGACCCAAGAUCUGGACUCUUGGCCCCACUACCCACGUCACCUCCCGCUCGCCCAUCGCCUCGGCCCUCUGGCAUCCGUUAGGAGUCAAUGGCCACUGUCUUGUUACCGUAUCCAAGGACUCCAUCGUCCGGCUAUGGGAGCUAUCGCUAACCGAUCGAUGGUCGUUCGACAGCCCCACGUUGUCCAUCGACCUCAAGCGCCUUGCCGAUGGAACUUCGCUGGACCAAGACUUUGCCGCUUCCACCUCGGCAACGAAUACGGGCUUCUCCCCCGAUUCGUUCGAGAUGGAGGUCGCGGCGGCGUGUUUCGGCUCGAGGUCAUCCGGUGGCUGGAAUCCCUUCACCUUGUGGAUCGCGAUGAGGGAGGGUGAUGUAUACGCGUUGUGCCCGCUCCUUCCUUCUCGCUGGGCGCCCCCAUCAGCGCUCAUAGCGUCGCUGUCGGUGUCUGUGGUCACCCAGGUGGGUGCUAUCGAAGACGACCCCACAGUUUCGGAACGUGAGAAGCUCCUGGCCCAGCAGCAGCUUGCAUGGAUGGGCGAUGUGGAUUCGCAGGAACCCCAAAUCCUCGAAUCAUCGCCCGGCGAACCUCCCAUUGAGGUCUAUACCCGCCCCACCAAGCCGGGCGCUGUACCCCGCCUUCAGGGGCCUUUUGAGCUCGCGGCGAGUCUCGAUAAUGAAGAUGAUAUCGACUCCGAGCUUACCGAUAUACUCGUGAUUGGUUCCAAGGUCGAGGCGGAUGAUCUGAUGCUCGGAGAGGACACCGAACUUGAGCUUGAUGAAACCGACAGGGAAGGCCUGUCUCUGAGUAUCAUCUGUUUACUCUCCACCGGUGGGCAGGUCAAGAUUUGCCUAGACCUUGAUGGUGUCGAGGCCCAGUGGCUUCCGCCUAAGAACAAGUCCAGGCUUGGACGGCUCUUGGCUCUAUCGGACGCGCCAACCCUUCUCACCUUCCAGGCAAUGGAUAGCAUGAACCCAGUGGAGGCGAGCCCCGACAGCUGGCCCGUAUUCACUACCGACGUGAUGUCAAGAUACUCCUUUUACGUAACUCACCAUGCCGGAAUCACGUACUUUUCCUUGUCGCCGUGGGUAUUUCGACUGGAGAGCGAGAUCCAGGGCGCUGGAGGCGCUGGCUCCGAGUUCCGACUGGGCCUGCUCGUAAACGCUCACAAUUCGACCCGGGAACGUCUCUACACGCAGCCAUCAGCCGAUGUCUCCGUGCCUCUUGCAGGAUGCAAUGCCAUCAGCGACCCGGACAUUGGCUACGCAGUUAUCUCGGCUACUCCCUACGACCCUGUAGUUCUCAUGUUCGAUACGCCCGAGGAAGACUUCACACUUAUCAAGGAAGAAGAAACGACACCAGUGCGCGAAAUCCAGAUCGCGCCGCCCCAAGAGCCCCUGUACUCGUACGAGCCAAGACCGCCCUUCCAAGCCUCUCACGUUUUCGAGCAGAGCUCACAGCUUCCCACGCUCAUCGAGCGGCUCCGCACCUCGCGCCACAAGGUUGUCAUAGGCCAAGAAGUGCGCCUCAGCCCCCUGACACUACAGGUCCUCACGGAAGCGCAUAAGAUCCUUAGUGAGGAGACCCACCGCCUAGGGCUGGCGGCGUCGGAGCUCUUCAUCAAGUGCACCAGGAUGCGGGCGGAGAUGCAGGACCACCUCGACAAGGCGGCCGAGACCAAGGCCAAGAUCGACAAGAUUACGGGCAACGACGCCGACGGCGAGGGUGUGGACAACGAGAGGAUCGAGGCGAGGGUGGCGCGUGCGCAGACACGCCACGAGCAGCUCUCGCGUCGCAUCGAGAGCCUGCGCAAGUCCGUUAUGCACUCGACUAAGAGGGAACUUAGCACGCACGAACGCGCGUGGAUCGAUGAGGUGAAGGGGCUCAAUUGCAGCGUUUUCGGGGCUAAGUCGGACGUCGCCUUGACUACGACGACGCCGAUACCGCAGCAGCGAGGUGUCACUACCACCACGACAGGGAAACAGGUCAGGAAACGCCUCGAGGAGGUUACGACGUUGGCUACGGAGCUGCUCGACGAGGCGGCCCGGCUGCACAAAGACACCGCCGCUAUUACAACUAUUGGAGGAGGGGAAGACGGCGGUGUUGGUAGGAACGGACGUGGACAUCGCAGGGAGCACACGCCCUCGUCGAGCCAGGAUUUACGUGUUCCCAACGAGAUUCGCAAGGCGAAGAUUCAGUCGGUUAGGAACCUGCUGGCUCGCGAAGAGGCUAUGGUGGCUGCUGUUUCUAGCAGGUUGGAGAAGCUGCAGCUGAGCUUGCAGUAG
Molecule: messenger RNA, 2769 nt
Organism: Scedosporium apiospermum
Lineage: Eukaryota; Fungi; Ascomycota; Sordariomycetes; Microascales; Microascaceae
Product: Nuclear pore complex protein An-Nup82
Exons: 2
Coding region: 1-2769 (922 amino acids)
Biological process (GO): ribosomal large subunit export from nucleus; protein import into nucleus; ribosomal small subunit export from nucleus
Cellular component (GO): nuclear pore
Molecular function (GO): protein binding; structural constituent of nuclear pore
Source: RefSeq, a predicted model, not a curated record